This is a messenger RNA of Tripterygium wilfordii, 1507 nucleotides long. Its product is annotated as probable ribose-5-phosphate isomerase 2. Gene Ontology annotation, molecular function: ribose-5-phosphate isomerase activity. Gene Ontology annotation, biological process: pentose-phosphate shunt, non-oxidative branch. The coding region runs from base 308 to 1135 and encodes 275 amino acids. Lineage: Eukaryota; Viridiplantae; Streptophyta; Magnoliopsida; Celastrales; Celastraceae. The transcript has a single exon. The record is from RefSeq and is a predicted model, not a curated record.
GGAAUUGAAUAAUAAAUCUUUGAAUUGCAUUCGUGAUUGAAUCCUACAAUGUAUGAAGGGAAGAUAUUGUAACCCACUACAACCAUUCCUUUACAUAAAUACACAAACCCUAUCCCCUUCCACCACCGAACAAUCCUGGAUAACCUUUCCUUCCCUCUCUAUAUACAUCUCUUCGCCAAUGAACCAUCUCAUCCUAGUCCCUCUUAGCUUUCGAUAACCCAACUGAUUUCUUCUGUUGGUUUAUUUUGAUUUGUUACUUCUUCAUCUUUGAUUUACAAUAAAGUUUUACUCUUUUUGACGAACGGAGAUGGCAAUCCCAUAUCCCCAAUUAUUUGCUACGGAGAAGCCGGCAAUGGAGGUGGGUUUACCUUCCCUGUCUCCGCCUCUUUCGCCUUCCCCUGUUAUUCUAACCCAAGACGAUUUGAAGAAAAUCGCCGCCUACAAGGCUGUUGAGUACGUCGAAUCCGGGAUGGUUCUUGGAUUGGGUACGGGUUCCACGGCCAAGCACGCCGUCGAUCGAAUUGGGGAAUUGUUGCGACAAGGUAAGCUUAAGAAUAUUGUUGGCAUACCCACAUCGAAGAAGACCCACGAGCAAGCGGUAUCGUUAGGAAUUCCACUCUCCGAUCUUGACACUCACCCCACCAUUGAUCUUGCUAUCGACGGCGCUGAUGAGGUGGACCCGAGCCUCAAUCUCGUCAAGGGACGGGGUGGCUCAUUGUUACGCGAGAAAAUGGUUGAGAGUGCUUGCAAGAGAUUCAUUGUUAUCGUUGACGACUCCAAGUGGGUGCGCUUUAUUGGGGAAAGUGGGCUUGCCAUGCCCGUAGAGGUGGUGCCGUUUUGUUGGAAGUUCUCAGCGAAGAGGCUCCAGAACCUGUUUGAGUACGCCGGUUGUGUGGCCAAGCUGAGGACAGAGAAGGAGAGCAGUGCCCAGCCUUUUGUAACGGAUAAUGGGAACUUCAUUGUGGAUUUGUAUUUCAAGAAGGACAUUGGGGAUUUGAAGAUUGCCAGUGAUAAGAUUUUGAGGCUUGCUGGGGUGGUGGAGCACGGCAUGUUUCUCGACAUGGCUUCUACAGUGAUUGUUGCUGGGGAGCUGGGGAUCACCAUCAAGCAUAAAGAGGAUCACCAUCAAGAAUAAUUAGAGAAGUAGAGGUAGUUCUUUUAUCCCUCCAUUGAUUGGGAGGAUAUUUGACAUUGUUACCUGGUUUAGGAUCUAAGAUACGUUUGGUGAUUUCUCCUCCUUAAAGGAGAACAAUUUAUUGCUGUAAUAGGGGAGGGAUUAGUUUUGGGAAGGGCUUACUCAAGUUUUGAUGUUACCUGUCUUGAGGCAGAAUUCAGAAAGGGAAAGUAGGUUUCUGUUGGCAGCUGAAUGAUCAGUUACAUCAUACAUAUGUAUCUUGGUUGUCAUGAUUUUUCAGUUCAACUUUGGUCCAAUUUUAACUAGAAUAUAUCAAUCUGAUUCCAUAAAUUUCAGGAGAAUGGAAUGAACUGGGUCAUGCUCUUUACUUCA